AUGUCUUCAAAGAAAAUAACCCUUCCACACUCUGUGUCUACUUACGUCGGUGGUGCUGCUGUUGCAAGUCUUGCCAUUCUUUCGGCAAUCUACCAUGACCGGGCCAUAUUUGACGAGACCCGCAAAGAUAUCUUGACCGAAAAGGGCUGGCCACUGGUUGGAUCCUUGCCGGCUCUUAUCCAAGGCAAAGAUCGACUGCAUGAUUUUUUGGUCGAGAGCUUCUAUAGACUUGACAGACUAACUUUAACCAUGUCUGCACUCGGGAUUCCUCGUCAUAUUGGAACAAUUGAUCCAGCAAAUGUAGAGCAUAUCUUGAAACAUAAUUUUGAAAAUUAUAUCAAGGGUCCUGAAUUUCACUCUGCUAUGAAUGAUCUAUUUGGAGACGGGAUUUUCAAUGCCAAUGGUGAAGAUUGGAAGUAUCAACGAAAGACAGCCAGUCACAUUUUCAAUGUCAAGAACUUUAGAGAUCAAUUCACAGAUGUGUUUGUUCAUGAAAUUGAUUUUAUGUCUGAUAAUAUCUUGGACAAAGCUACCGAGACUAGUGAAUUGGUCGAUUUCCACGACCUGAUGUAUAAAUUCACGCUCGAUUCAUUUAUCUUACUCGGAUUUGGUGUUCGAUUGAACGGUCUUGCGUCAAAAGAGGUAGUACCUUUUGCUGAAUCAUUUGACAUUGCUCAAAAGAACACCUUCCAACGUUUUGUGAAUCCGAUCUGGAAAGUGACGGAGCGGAUCCAGAGUGUGGUGAUGCCCUGGCGACGCAGUAUGAACUACCACCUCAAUGUGGUCGACACAUUUGCGCGCGAGGUGACCGAGAAGCGCCGAGUACAGCUUGCCAAGGGAGAAAUCCACACCGAUCUGCUCUCUCGGUUCAUGAGUGCCCGGAACACAAAGGGAGACCUUUUGAACAACACCGAGCUACGGGACAUCGUCCUCAAUUUUGUCAUCGCCGGCCGUGACACAACUGCCCAGGCUCUUUCCUGGACACUCUAUAUGCUUCUCUGCCAUCCACGCGUGGAGCAAAAGCUGCUCAACGAGAUUAAUGAAAACAUCACGGAUAAGGUCAUGCAUAAUUCCCCUGAGCUCUAUGAGACUAUCAAGAACAUGACAUAUGCCCACGCAGUAUUUUAUGAAGUACUUCGGUUGUAUCCUUCAGUACCCCAGAACCAAAAGUUUGCUCUAGAUAAUGACAUCUGGCCUGAUGGUACUCAUGUCAGAAAGGGGGAUUACAUACUGUGGAGCCCAUAUGCUCAGGGACGUUGUGAGAAAGUAUGGGGCCCAGAUGCCAAACAAUUUAACCCAGAACGUUGGAUUACACCUCAAGGAGAUCUACGUCGUGAAUCCCAAGGACAAUGGCCUGCUUUCCACGCCGGUCCGCGUGUGUGUUUAGGCCAAAACUUGGCAACCCUAGAGACACUCGUUGCAAUUACGUUUUUGAUCAAACGAUACAAAUUCCAUUUGGCACCUAACCAGGAAAUAACCUAUCAGAUUUCUCUCACUCUACCAAUGAUGAAUGGAAUCAAAGUGUCUGUUGAAAAACGACAGCAGUAA
Molecule: messenger RNA, 1548 nt
Organism: Phycomyces blakesleeanus NRRL 1555(-)
Lineage: Eukaryota; Fungi; Mucoromycota; Mucoromycetes; Mucorales; Phycomycetaceae
Product: cytochrome P450 CYP5203
Exons: 7
Coding region: 1-1548 (515 amino acids)
Molecular function (GO): monooxygenase activity; heme binding; iron ion binding
Source: RefSeq, a predicted model, not a curated record